AUGGGAAGCAUACGUGGAUUUCUGGACAUCGGUAUAGGUGCCAAUUUGAGUGGUCGUGUCGUUUUCGAGUUCUUUGAGGAAGCCGGCGAGGCGGUUCUGGAGAACUUUCGCUCGUUAUGCCUCGGCAAGGUCACAGGAUUAGUUCGAGGCAAGCGCCGUGCUCUAUCUUACACAGGUUGUCGUGUCUAUCGUGUCAUUGCUGGUAGUUAUCUUGAAUGUGGUGAUUUCGAGCUGAACAAUGGCGAUGGCGGCUCUAGUGUGUUUGGGGGUUACUUCAAAGAAGCCCCUAACACACGUAGACAUUCCUAUGCAGGUUUGUUAUCAAUGAAACGGAUGGGAGCUGAGGGAUUCGGUUCUCAAUUCUUUAUAACGUUUGGCCGCAAUCCUCAACUGGAUAAUCAGCACCUUAUAUUUGGUCGCGUGGUCGAGGGUAUGGAAUUCGUACGUGCAAUCGAGCACGUCGCAGUAGACGCACGCAACGUUCCCCGUGUUGAAGUGGGAGUGCUCCGAUGCGGUUUAUUGCUUUACAAUCCCAAACAGGCUGAUCGUAUGUCUAAGCAGCGGGACCUAGUGAACAACCUUAUGGAGUCUUUGCGUCCGCAAGAGAGCGAGUCGGAUGAUGACGCUACUGAAGAGAUACGCUGCCUUUAUACUGGCAAGGUAAUAAAAAAGCGUUCGUUGAGAGCUGAUACUGCUGCUGCAAUUGGUAAGCAGUAUCUCAAUGAUGCUCUCGGUGGCAAGAGCAUACAUCUGGUACCACACUACGAUGCGGAAAGCGAGUACCAGUAUUAUGUGGAAUCUGAAGAGAGUACUGAUGUUCAACCUCCGACAACAGCUCCAUCAAGUCCAUCGGAUGAGGUGAGUGAGUCUGAUGACUCCGUUUCAAGCGACGAUGACGACGGCGAUGAGACUGACCCCGUCGCUCUGAAACUAAAGGCGCUGAGCAACCGGCUUGACGAAUGUUCACGUCUGAAUCAUGAGGCCGUUGCCGUUGAGAAUGAGCUAGGAGGUGAUGCCAAGAAGCUCAAUGAGCAUUAUAGGGAUGUUCUUGGUCUGCGUGAGGACAACUCAACGGUGAACUUUAAUCGCAACCCUGGCCUGAAUAAGGCCGCUAUCGCAGUAGAAAAGCAGCAUGAUCGUGAAUUAAAGAAGGAAAAGGGCAAGAGCUUCGGUUGGAAUGUGUUCAACCAAGAUGCCCUUUACAGGGCUCACAAAAAGAGGUUGAAGGAAACUACAUUUAACCGUGAUGAGUAUGAGCUGCAGAAGGCGCAGAUGGGUGAUAAGUUCUAUCAGCCGGGCAUAACUACGGUUGAACCUACGGAGGCUGCCAAGUUAAGUGUUGUACGCAAUUUAGAGAAGCAAUAUAAGCAAAGGGAAAAGUUCAGCCGUCGGCGUGCAUUAGACGACGAUGCAAAGGAUGUUUCAUAUAUCAACCAGCGCAACCGUGUGUUCAACCAGAAGCUUGAUCGUGCAUUCAAGAGUCACACAGCCGAGAUUAAGCAGAAUCUGGAGCGGGUCGGUUACACAUAUGACGACCUUAUCCUUCUACCAGGCUUUAUCUCUGGCCCUAUCAGCGAUGUCAACCUCGCCUCCAAUCUUACGAGGAAGAUACGCAUCAAUACACCUAUUGUAUCUUCUCCUAUGGAUACAGUCACAGAGUCUAAGAUGGCCAUUGAGUUAGCGCUUCAAGGUGGUAUUGGUGUCAUUCACAACAACCUUACGCUUGAAGAGUCGGUGGAAGAAGUGAGGAAAGUGAAGCGUUUCGAAAAUGGUUUUAUUGUUGAUCCUUACACGCUCACGCCACAGCACACCGUUGAGGACUGGAUGACCAUCCGUGACAAAUAUGGUUACCGCUCAAUCCCGAUUACUACUAAUGGUAGACGUGGUUCUAAGUUGGAGGGUAUUGUGACCAGUGGUGACGUCUGCUUUGUCAGCGACAAAUCUACAAAGAUUGAAGAGGUUAUGACCCGCGAACCCAUAGUCGGCAAGCACCCCCUUACGCUCCAGGAGGCCAAGAAGAUUCUUUUUGAAAUAAAGAAGGGUGUACUUCCAAUAGUGAACGAUAAUGGUGAGCUGGUUUCGAUUGUGAGCCGAAGUGAUAUCAAGAAAAACCGAAAAUUCCCCAAUGCUUCUCUGAAUGAAAAUUCGCAGUUGCUUGUGGGCGUAGCUAUUUCAACACAGUCUGGUUCAUUGGAGAAGGCAGCAAGGCUCCUCGAAGCUGGAGCUGAUGUUCUCGUGAUUGAUUCUAGCCAGGGUAACAGCGUUUAUCAGAUUGACUUAAUCAAGCAAUUGAAACAGACAUACCCCAACGUUCAAGUCAUUGGAGGUAACGUGGUAACUGCUCGUCAGGCCAAGAACCUUAUUGACGCUGGCGCUGACGGUUUACGUGUUGGUAUGGGUAGUGGUUCAAUUUGUUCGACUCAAGGUGUCUGUGGUGUUGGUAGACCUCAGGCCACUUCUGUAUACUACGUUUCACGUUUCGCGAGGGAGUACGGCAACGGGUGCCCUGUUAUAGCUGAUGGUGGUAUUCGCAACUCUGGUGACAUUAUGAAGGCUUUGGCUCUUGGCGCCAGCUGUUGUAUGCUUGGUGGCGCUAUAGCUGGUACUAUCGAGAGUCCCGGUGAUUUCUUUUACCACAAUGGCAUUCGUGUGAAGCAAUACCGUGGUAUGGGUAGCAAGGCCGCCUUCAUGACAGCUCGCCACAAGACCCAGAACAGCGGUAGUAUCCGUCGUUACCACAUGGAGGAGGAUCAGCCCAUGGUUUCACAAGGUGUCGCUGGUUACACUACUGACAAAGGCAGUGUCAACACCCUUAUUCCCACCAUGAUGCAGGCUGUAAAGCAUGGUAUGCAAAACAUUGGUUUCUUUGAUAUUCCUUCUCUCCACGAAGGGUUGCACAGUGGUUCCGUACGUUUUGAGGUUAGAUCUCACAAUGCUAUCCUUGAGGGUAACGUAUCAACGAACCUUAUGAUGCAGAAUCAGUCCUGA
Babesia sp. Xinjiang is the source of this 2988-nucleotide messenger RNA. Its product is annotated as Inosine-5'-monophosphate dehydrogenase. The transcript is spliced from 7 exons. Gene Ontology annotation, molecular function: peptidyl-prolyl cis-trans isomerase activity; IMP dehydrogenase activity. Lineage: Eukaryota; Apicomplexa; Aconoidasida; Piroplasmida; Babesiidae. Bases 1 to 2988 code for a protein of 995 amino acids. Gene Ontology annotation, cellular component: cytoplasm. Gene Ontology annotation, biological process: GTP biosynthetic process; protein peptidyl-prolyl isomerization. The record is from RefSeq and is a predicted model, not a curated record.